Molecule: messenger RNA, 2152 nt
Organism: Podarcis raffonei (Aeolian wall lizard)
Lineage: Eukaryota; Metazoa; Chordata; Lepidosauria; Squamata; Lacertidae
Gene: ERCC6L
Product: ERCC excision repair 6 like, spindle assembly checkpoint helicase
Exons: 1
Coding region: 13-2139 (708 amino acids)
Molecular function (GO): DNA translocase activity; ATP-dependent chromatin remodeler activity; ATP binding
Source: RefSeq, a predicted model, not a curated record
CUUUGCAGAUACAUGACCCAAGCAGAGCAAGAAUCCAUGAACGGAAAUCUGGAGGAAUCCCUCAAACUUUACAGCCAGGCUGAUGAAAUCCAGCCCAGCGAAAGUCUGAAGGGGUGCAUCAAAAACCUGGAGGAGAAGUUGGUGACCCUGGAUUUGGAUCAGGAGUCGGAUGAAUAUGUGGACGUCUGUCGGAGUGGACUCCUGUUGUACAAGGAAAUACACGACAAGUUGUUUGAGCAUCAGAAGGAAGGUGUUGCCUUUUUGUACAGUCUCUUCCGGGAUGGAAGGAAAGGUGGUAUUCUGGCCGAUGACAUGGGCUUGGGAAAGACCAUCCAGAUCAUCGCCUUUCUUUCAGGGAUGUUCGAUGCCAACCUGGUCAGGCACGUGCUACUCAUCAUGCCAGUUACCUUGGUUAACAACUGGGUGCAAGAGUUUGUCAAGUGGGCCCCGGGAAUCCGGGUGAAGGUUUUCCACGGCACUAGCCGGAAGGAGCGGCGCCAAAACUUGGAACGGGUGCAGAACAAAAAGGGGGUCCUUCUCACCUCGUACCAAAUGAUCUUGGCCAACUGUGAACAGCUCUCCACUUCGGACCAGCAGGAGUUCGUCUGGGACUACAUCAUCUUGGACGAAGCGCACAAGAUUAAAUCGCCGUCGGCUAAAACCACCAAAUCGGUGUAUGCCAUCCCCGCCAAAAACCGCAUCCUCCUUACAGGGACUCCAGUGCAGAACAACCUACGAGAGCUGUGGGCUCUCUUUGAUUUUGCUUGCCAGGGGGCACUGCUUGGCACUGCCAAAACCUUCCGGAUGGAGUAUGAAAACCCCAUCACCAAGGCCCGGGAGAAGGACGCAACUCCCGGAGAAAAAGCCCUAGGCCUUAAGAUCUCUGAGAACCUGAUGACCAUCAUUCAGCCGUAUUUCUUGCGGCGAAGUAAAGGCACGAUACAGACGCAGAGCUCAGAACGAGAAAGCUGUUCACCCGGAGAGGAGAACAGCACUGCUGUCCUAGAGAUGCCGUCUCUCCCGCGGAAAAACGACUUCAUUGUGUGGGUUUACCUAGCGCCCAUGCAAGAAGAAAUCUAUAGGAAUUUCCUCGACUUGGAUCAUAUCAAGGAGUUGCUCAUGACGACUCGUUCCCCGUUGGCUGAGUUGACUGUCUUGAAGAAACUGUGCGAUCACCCCAGGCUUCUGUCGGCGCAAGCUUGCAUCCAGCUCGGCUUGGAGGUCUCGGGCUACUCUGAGCAAGAGGAAGGGGAAGCUGGGGCCGUUUCUGACAUGACCCGGGAAAUCAAACACGUGCCCAGUCAGGUUCUGAUCGAGGAGUCCGGCAAGUUGAGGUUCCUCUUGGCGCUGCUGGAGAAUCUGCGGGAAGAAGGGCACCAAACUCUCGUGUUCUCCCAGUCGAGGAAAAUGCUCGAUAUCAUAGAAUGCAUCUUGACUCAUCGGCGUUUUAAGGUGAUGCGUAUCGACGGGACGGUGACUUGCUUAGCGGAGCGGGAGAAGAGGAUUGGCACGUUUCAGAACGACAAAGGCUAUUCGGUCUUCCUCCUGACCACGCAGGUUGGCGGUGUUGGACUCACCUUAACUGCCGCUUCCCGUGUGGUGAUAUUUGAUCCCAGCUGGAACCCUGCCACGGAUGCCCAAGCUGUCGACCGGGCUUACAGGAUCGGGCAGAAGGAGAACGUUGUGAUCUACAGGCUCAUCACCUGUGGGACGGUGGAGGAGAGGAUCUACCGGCGCCAAGUCUUCAAGGACUCACUCAUACGGCAGGGCACGGGCGAUAAGAAGAAUCCCUACAGGUAUUUCACCAAGCAGGAGCUGAGGGAACUGUUCACACUGGAAGAUACCAGGAGCUCGGUGACGCAACUGCAGCUCCAAUCUUUGCACGCCAACCAAAGGAACUCGGACCUGCAGCUGGACGAGCACAUUGCGUAUCUCCACUCUUUGCACAUGUUCGGCAUAUCGGAUCACGACCUGAUGUACUCGCGUGAAACGGCUCACGAGGAGCAACCGGAAGACGAGGAGGCCCAUCAGUACAUCGAGCACAGGGUCCAGAAAGCCCAAGAACUGGUGCAACUGGAGUCUCAGCUCGUAGACGCAAGACAGCAGAAACGCCCAUCAAGAUGUCUUCCAUGUAAUUGAAGGCCUUUCCUAG